ACAAGGCAGCAUUUUUAUGUUAAUAAAUAAUCUUCGUAAGUUGGUAUAUGGUUAAAUGACGAAUGAAGACUCUCUCGCCCGCCCCUACCGUCUGUAGGAAGAAUACCCCACUUGCAAGUUCGCUGUAUCCGACCCGGUGUCCUUCAGUCUCGUAAAGUCUCAGAUAUAGAAAGCAUUUACUCCCAGACACUAGGGGGAGCUAGUAGAGAAAUAAUACUCAGACUUGCCUUGUGUCCCUUUAACAUUGAAAUCACUUGCACUUCACGCCUCUACCGCGGUUGUGUCCUUUAUACUCUGUAAAUAAAUCUCAUGCUGAAUGUGUGAUGAUUAACAGCCCUGAUUACAUUUAUGAGACAUUGUUUAUUCAAAUAAGAUCAAAUAUUCUUCAGUGUUUUAUAGCUGAAGUCCAUACACAUCAUGUUUUGUUCAACUAACAGUUUGUGUUUUGCAGGGAGAAGAAGGAGUAUGGAUCUACCUCUCAAUUAUAGGAUUAUUCUGCUGGGUAAAGAUGUGUCAACAAACAGUCGAGUGGUAAACUUCAUAUUAGAGAGAUCAGCGAUAGAUAGUGAAGCUCCUCCAGAUGAUCAUCAGAUUGAGAGAAUCAGAGGAAAAGACAUGAUGAUCAUCAACUGUCCUCAUCUGCUCCAGCUGAACCUCUCAUAUCAUCAGAUCAUACAGACAGUGAGAGAGUGUGUAGAUCUGUCUCAUCCAGGACCUCAUCUCAUCCUUAUGAUCUUUAAACAUGAUGAGUGUUCAAGAGAAGAUCAAGAGCAUCUGGAGAUAAUCCUUGACUAUUUCUCUGUUAGUGUUUAUGAACACACACUGGUGCUCACAACACACGACUCACACAGUGAGGAACAAACUGAAGUCAAUGACAACAUACAGAAAAUCAUUAAACAAUCCUUCAACAGACACUACAGACUGAAGAGAAACUCCACUGCUGCUCAUCUCAUAGAGACAUUUAGAGAUAUUAUCAAAGCAAAUGAUGACCAUUAUCUGAUCUGUGAUGUUUCUGAAGAUGCACAGAGUUUAACAGUGAAGCAACGGAAAGAAAAAAGUGUUUCAAAGAAAGUGAAGCUGAAUGUGAUUCUGUGUGGAAGUGACAAAGAAUUAAAAUGCUCCAUAUCAAAUCUGCUUAUGAAGGAGAACAGCAGAAGACCGGAGAUGAGAUCAGACUUUAUGAGGAGAGAGAUGGAGGAGUGUGGACCUUUGAUUAAUCUGAUGAUGCUUCCAGCUCUGAGUGAACUCUCAGAAGAUGAAGCGAGUCCACAAUCUCUCAGCUGUUUGUCUCUCUGUGAUCCUGGAGUUCAUGUGUUUCUCCUCAUUAUUCCGGUUGGUCCACUCACUGAUAAAGAUAAAGCAGAAGUAGAGAAGAUCCAGAAGAUGUUUUACUCCAGUGAGAACUUUAUGGUGAUCUUCACAACUGAUUUUACUGUUGACAGACGUGUGACAGAUUUUGUAGAAUCAUAUUCUGAAUGUAAGAGUCUGAUCAGUCUCUGUGGAGGACGAUACAGAGUGAUUGGGUUAACAGAACAUGAACAAUCAAAACAAAUAGCAGAACUGCUGGAUUAUAUAAAAGACAUGAAGACUGAACCAUAUACACUUCAGAUGUAUGUCAGAACUCAAGAGAUGAGAGUGAGAGAUGAAACUGAAGAGAAAUAUAAAGAAAAACUGAGUGAAAUGAAGAGUAAAAUCAAAGAGUUACAGCUAAAGAUCAACUCAUGUGGUAUUGAAGAUGAACAGGAAGAUCUGAAGCAUUUAAGAAUUGUGUUGAUCGGGAAGACCGGAAAUGGAAAGAGCGCAACAGGAAACACAAUACUGGGAAAAGCUAAGUUUGAAAGCCUUACAAGUGUAAAUUCAGUGACGACUGUUUGUGAGAAGAGAGUUUGUGAGGUUGAUGGUCGAUCAGUAGCUGUUGUUGAUACUCCAGGUCUGUUUGACACAACAAUGUCAAAUGAAAAAAUACAAGAAGAAAUCGUAAAAUGUGUUUCACUGUCAUCACCUGGACCUCACGCCUUCAUCGUUGUGUUAAGUGUGGGUAGAUUCACUCAGGAAGAGUCAGAGACUAUAGAUCUGAUAAGGAUGUUCUUUGGUCCUAAAGUUGCACAGUUCAGCAUCGUUCUGUUCACAAGAGGAGAUGAUCUUGAUGAUCAAUCUAUAGAGGAUUAUGUGAAGAGAAGCAACUCUGCAGAUCUGAAUAAACUGAUCAGAGACUGUGGAGAUAGAUAUCUGGCCUUUAAUAACAGAAACAAACAAGACAGGACUCAAGUGAUGAAACUGAUAAAGAUGAUAGAAGAGAUAAAAACAACAAAUCAGGGUCGAUAUUUCACUAACAGCAUGUUUGAAGAGGCAGAGAUGAGCAUUAAAAAGAGAAUGGAGGAAAUACUGAUAGAGAAAGAGAGAGAAAUUCAAGCACAAAAAGAGGAAUUAAAAGGCAAACAUGAGAUUGAAAUGGAAAACAUAAAGAAGAGAUUAGAAGAAGAGAAAAGAAAAGCAGAUGAGGAAAGAAUGAAAAUUGAAAAUAAAUUCAAGGAAAAAGAAGAAACUCUGAGAAAAGAAUUUGAGGAGAAAGAGAAAACAGAACAACAGAAACGAGAUGAGGAGAAACAGAAACGAUUAGAGGAGGAAAAACAACAAAGAGCUGAAUAUCAUCAGAAGAUAGAAGAGAUGAAGAAAGAGAUUGAACAACAGGUAUCACAGUAUGAAAAGAGAGAGAAAGAGAGAGAAGAGGAGGAUAGAAAGAGAGAAGAGAAAUACAGACAAGAUCAAGAAAAGAUGAAAGCUAAAGAAGAUCUCCUCAUACAGUUACAGAAGAAACAAGAUGAAGAGAUUAAAAAGAGAGAUUUAGAUGAACAGAAGAGAAGAGAACAAGAAGAGAGAGAAAGAAAAGAAUGGGUGAGAAAAAUAAGAGAAGCUGAAAAUGACAGAAGAGAGAUUCAAGAGGAAAUUAAACGACAACAGAGAGAAUGGGAGAAGGACAAGAAACGACAGAUGAGAGAGAGAGAGGAAGAUGAGAGAAAGAGAAGAGAGAGACAUGAGAAGCAACUGAAAGAAAAACAAGAAGAACUGGAGAAAACCAGAAAGAAAUUUGAAAAAGAGAGAGAUGAAGAGAGACGACAGAGAGAAGAAGAGACACAGAAACAGAGACAAGAGAGAGAAGAGAAAGAAAGAGAAUAUGAAGAGAAGAAAAAUGAAAUGAUGAAACAUUAUGAGAAACUAGAACGAGAGAGAAAAGAGGAGUGGGAAAGAAAAAAACAAGAGGAUGAUGAGAGAAGAGAAGAAGAGAGAAAGAGAUGGGAGAAAACAAUUGAAGAUAUAAAAAGAGAAAAAGAAGAAGAGAUCAGACGAAGAAAAUCAGAAGAGAAAGAGAGAAAAGAAAAAGAAGAGAAAGAACGUGAAGAAAUCAAAAGAAAACAUGAAGUGGAAAUGGAAUGGAUGAAGAAGAAUCAUGUGGAUGAAGCCAGAAAACAAGCAGAAGAAUUUAAUGAAUUCAGAGAGAAAAAAGAGCAACAUGUUCAAGAGCUUAAACAAGUGCUGGAAGAACAACAGAGACAACAAGAAAUACUGCAGAAAGUCUAUCAACACGUACGACAUCAGAAAGGUGAAGAAGAGCUAGAGAAAGAAGUUGCAAAACUGAGACGCAGAAGUAAAUCAUGUUGUGUCAUUAUGUGAUUCUGUGAAAGCUUAAAGCUUUCAUUUUUAAAGUAAUAACACUUAAAGCUUUUAUUGCUAUCAUUUCAGUUUACUAGGGGCUUUUUUCUCAAUUUACAUUCAUUAAGUUAUUUAAAAAGAGAGACAGCAUUUAACAUUUUGCGUAAGGGAGCAACAAUAAAUCCAGUAGACAAAGCUGGCCAUAAGUAAAGAUAACACAAGUAAACAAAACAUGCAGUUUUUAAAUGAAAGUUUUUAAUAUAAAGGGAAAACAAAAUCCAAACUCACGUGGCCCUGUGUGAAAAGUGUUUGCCCCCGAAACCUAAUAACUGGUUGGGCCUCCCUUAGUCUCAGCCUCAGACGUCACGCCCACAGACUGUUGGCUAAACGUCUGAUGUUUUUCUUACAUUUUUCUGGAAACCCUGUGAAAAUUUCAAAGUCGUCUUUGAUUG
This is a messenger RNA of Misgurnus anguillicaudatus (oriental weatherfish), 4103 nucleotides long. NCBI's taxonomy places the organism in Eukaryota, Metazoa, Chordata, Actinopteri, Cypriniformes, Cobitidae. The record is from RefSeq and is a predicted model, not a curated record.